AUGGUUCGCUCAAACCACAGCCGACCCAUCCCGACCCAGAUCUGGGAGAAACACAAAUUCACCAUCUAUGCACUCUAUGCGAGGCUGCCUCUUGACCAAGUCAUGGCUGAAAUGCAACAGAAACAUGACUUCGCCGCCACUGCGCAACAGUACAAGCGACAACUGGGGAAAUGGGGCCUUCGCAAGAAUGUCCUGACUGAGUUGGAUGUCAUUGACGAUGAAUCCAUCGCACGUGGAGGCAAGGACUCCCAACGCCAGAUACGGCGCUUUCAGAAGAGGAAACAGCUCAAAACACAGAAGCCAGCGAAACCAAAGCCGGCCACCCCGCGCACCACCCGGUCAAGCUCGGCUCAGAAGCGAAGGCCUCUGUGA
Molecule: messenger RNA, 372 nt
Organism: Fonsecaea nubica
Lineage: Eukaryota; Fungi; Ascomycota; Eurotiomycetes; Chaetothyriales; Herpotrichiellaceae
Exons: 1
Coding region: 1-372 (123 amino acids)
Source: RefSeq, a predicted model, not a curated record